AUGGGAACAUGGGCGGUUCCACCCACCAUACGCUGGUGGGGAGUUCUCAUGCUAGCGUCCAUGUACUGUCUACAAGUUAAAAGUGCCUUAUUUGAACCCCCGGACAAUGCUGCUUAUGUUAUGGCUUGGCUAGAUACUGCCCAUAACGAUACACCCGCAGCAUGCAACCAAAGAACAGGACGUGACUGGCCAAUGUACCAAUUGACGCAAACGAUACCAACAAACUCUUCAACAAACCCAAUUCCCAAUGUGGAUACAACUGCGCCAACAUAUCUCUUAGAUGGGACUGGCACAGAUGCGUUUCUCUUCCUGACUAUAUACCCACUCAGUGCUGGAGAUAUGCUUUAUGUUACUGACGCAGAUAUUCAAGCACUGGCAGCUCAAAUGAAGGCGUUGAAUGAUAAAGGGAGACGAGUGUUGAUGAGGAUUGCACCAGAGAUGAAUGCCAAUUGGUACCCAUACGGCCAGAAGCCAUCUCUCUACAUCCCUUUUUUCCGGAAGAUUGUGAUUGCAGUGAGAAAAGUGGCACCUCUGGUCGCAUUCGUGUGGAGUCCAACCGUGAGGGGCUUGGAAUCAUUCCCUGCACAGAACGCAGUACCCGGCACAUUAGAUUUUACUCUUCAGGAUACCAAUAAUGAUGGAGUGGUGAACUCGUUUGAUGAUCCGUACAGUUGCUACUAUCCAGGUGAUGCUUAUGUUGACUGGGUCGGAUUAACCUUAAAAUACUUACCACCACAGCAACCAUACGUGGUAAACACGGCUCCGUCAAUCCAAACGUUUCUGCUGUCCAUGGAGGGCGCUGGUACCGGCAAUACCGGAAUCGCAUACGACUUUUAUCAGCUCUUUGUAGUUGGACAUGACAAGCCUUUCUGCUGCUCUGACUGCUCUGCUGCAUUUUAUCUCGCUGGAAUAUUUCCGGAUGCUAUUAGUGUCCCUGAGGGUCCUGGAGAACUUUUCGUAAAGCAGUCUUGGUGGCAGCAAACCAUUACGUCUUCUACUACGCACUCAUUCUAUCCCAGAAUCAAAAUAUGGGGCCUUUACGAGUUUCGUCGAGUUGCAAACAAUACAUAUCAGGACUUUCAGAUUCUGAACGACACUGAUCCAAAUGGAAUACUGCCAGCCUUCUUACAAGAUGUUGGCUCAUCAUCUAUAAGGAUCUUGACUGCAAACAAGACAUCAGUCGUCGUGACCCCACCAAAUGCUCCCUCAUCGUCAACGAAAUCCAGUUCUCAUAGAAAACUCAAUAUCAGCUGGCUGACCCUCAUCUUCCUCAUACCAUCACUAAUCCUAAUUGUACAAACCCAGUGCUAG
Molecule: messenger RNA, 1311 nt
Organism: Synchytrium microbalum
Lineage: Eukaryota; Fungi; Chytridiomycota; Chytridiomycetes; Synchytriales; Synchytriaceae
Product: mannan endo-1,4-beta-mannosidase
Exons: 11
Coding region: 1-1311 (436 amino acids)
Biological process (GO): substituted mannan metabolic process
Molecular function (GO): mannan endo-1,4-beta-mannosidase activity
Source: RefSeq, a predicted model, not a curated record